AUGCACCCAACCACCAAGCCCGAAGCCGUGGUGCAGAAGGAGCGUGCCUUGGCGAAGGUCACCACGGACUAUCAGGAAGACUUCGAGAAGGGAACCAAAACCGAGCAACCUCUUGCCCGAUAUGUAUGUGACUUCCUGCGUGCCACCAUCUACGCAUCGGACCCCUUCGCGCUGGCGAUCGCCUUCCACACCCUCCAGGAGAAGUUCAAGAUUGUGCGCGUCAAGAAUAAGUUUGCAGAUGCCAAGCUGAAGGAUGAGGAGCGCACAAACAUCCUGGUGAACCUUUGGGUGGAGGGCGGCGACAUGAAGCAGAUCGGUGAAGUGCAGUUCCUGUUGCAGGAGUACCUGACAGCGAAGUCUUUGCAACACUUGUACUAUGACGUGGCACGCGCAAAAGCCGCAAGUGAGCUAUUCGAUAAGCCCAUCUUUCACUAG
Messenger RNA from Symbiodinium sp. CCMP2592, 435 nucleotides. NCBI's taxonomy places the organism in Eukaryota, Dinophyceae, Suessiales, Symbiodiniaceae. The record is from the annotation of a GenBank genome assembly.